Messenger RNA from Rhagoletis pomonella (apple maggot), 7164 nucleotides. RefSeq names its product cadherin-87A. Lineage: Eukaryota; Metazoa; Arthropoda; Insecta; Diptera; Tephritidae. Gene Ontology annotation, biological process: homophilic cell-cell adhesion. The record is from RefSeq and is a predicted model, not a curated record. Gene Ontology annotation, molecular function: calcium ion binding. Gene Ontology annotation, cellular component: cell-cell junction; plasma membrane.
CAACACAAUGGCUAGAUUAAAAUUAUCGCACACGCACUACCAGCUGCUAUUGUUCGCGCUCGUCAGCAUCGUACCGUUAGUCAGCUCCGAAACAAAUCGCCCGCCAGUUUUCACUCAAGUACUCAAUAAUAUUGUGCUCGAGGAGAAUGCAGCCGUUGGCACAGUCGUGGCUCAGCUGCAGGGCUAUGAUCCCGAAGGCAGCAAUGUCACAUUUGGUGCAAUCGGUUCGGAACACUUUGAAGUGGAUCCCAUUACGGGUAUAAUAAAACUAAUUAAGCCAUUAGAUCGCGAGGAAAAGGAUAGCCUAUUAUUUCAUGUCACAAUACGAGAUCAGGUCAAUCCAGAUGGUGAAUCUGAUCAAGACAAUAUCGUACAAGUGCCAAUUACUAUAAUUGUGCUAGAUGAAAAUGAUAAUCCACCGGAAUUUCAGAAUACACCCUACGAAACAGAUGUCAAUGAAGAUGCCGCCAUUGGCACAACAAUUUUCAAUCAAAUACUUGUCACAGACCGCGAUACCAUCGGCGAGAGUCUCGACUUAAAAUGCCUGCCACAGGAACAGAGUCCGGAGGCAUGCAACAAAUUCCGCUUGGAGCCGCUAUCACGCGAGCCGACCGUACUGAAGGCAGCGGUGGUGCUAAAUGAUACGCUGAAUUAUAAUCAACGCAUGAUUUAUCACUUUCAAAUUGAAGCAACGGAUGGCGUACAUAAAUCACAAACGAAUUUCGAAGUACGCGUUAAGGAUGUACAGGAUAAGCCGCCUGUAUUUCAAGGCUCCUUGUCGGCGGUCAUCGACGAGGAUAGUCCCAUUGGCACGUUGGUGCUGAAGGUGCAGGCACGCGAUGGUGACACAGGCGAACCGAGAAAAAUCGUUUACGAUUUGUUAACGAAUCCCAUGGACUAUUUCUUGCUGGAUGAGAGAAGUGGUGAAUUGCGUACAGCAAAACCAUUGGAUCGCGAGGCUCUUCCCGAUAGUACAGGCCUGAUAACGCUUACUGUUAGGGCCCGUGAACUUGUCAACGGCGCAGCCAGUAGUGAUCCACUUACAAGCACCACCGCCCAAGCCACUGUAACCAUACGUGAUGUCAACGAUUCACCACCCACUUUCAACAAGAAAGAGUAUGAAGUAUCCUUGCAAGAAAAUACCGCACCCGGUACGCCACUCGCACUCGACAUGAAUGUGACGGAUCGUGAUGUUGGCAUCAAUUCGAAAUUCUCGCUACGUUUGGACGAUGUGUCUGGCGUAUUCGAAGUGGAGCCGAAAUUCGUGAACGGUUUCUCGCAAGUCAAUAUACGCGUUGGCAAUGGCACACUCGACUAUGAGAAUCCCAAUCAACGUAAAUUCAUCGUGCUUGUCAUUGCAGAGGAGACAGAUACCAAUCCGAAGUUAUCUUCAACUGCCACCAUCACAAUAACCGUACUGGAUGCAAAUGAUAAUAAACCAAUUUUCGAGCAUGAGUCAUAUUCGGCAAGUGUGUCAGAAGCAGCAUUGUCCGGGCAAUAUAUCACCACCAUCACCGCAAAGGAUGUGGAUUCAGGACAGUACGGUGAUGCUGGCAUACGUUAUAGUCUUUCGGGCACCGGUGCAGAAUUGUUUCACGUUAAUGAGCAAACGGGUGUAAUAACAUUGGCCGAUUGUAAUGCGGCAGCCAGUGGAGGUGCUGGUGGUGGUGGUGGUGGUGGGGACGGGCGACAUGUUGGGCGUCAACGACGUGACGUGCACGCACACCAAAUCGAAACGGCCGACUAUGCGUCGCUACUGUCGCUCUUGGAUACGGAUAACUACAGUCAUUUGGUGCCAUCCUCAUCUUUAUCGUCAUCGGUGGAGGAUAAUGAACCGCCUGCUGCUGCGCUGUUCAAUGCAUUGGAAAUCAACACAGAACCAACGGUUGAGUAUACAGUCGUAACACAGGCGGAAGCACGCAGCAGCAUUAACGAUGUCAUUAGCGAAACGGCAACUGCGUCAGCACCAGCAGCGGCAACAGUACCAUCCCACUGGUCGCAAACGUUGGCGACUAGCGCAACACACGCCUCCACUCGACCGACAACAGCACAAGCUGACUUCGUAGGCGCUGAGGUGCCGCGUACGUGCCUCGACUACGAAACGGAGACCACGUACUUUUUGUCAUACAAAGCAACCGACGACGGCGGUCAAGGCCAAACAUCCGUCGUGGCAUUGCGUAUUUCAGUAACUGACGCUAACGAUUCGCCGCCAGUGUGUGAGAGUCCAUUGUAUCGCGCCGCCGUCGAUGAAGGUGCACACGUGUUUGACUCACCGUUGGUGGUGAAGGCGCGCGAUGCCGAUACGAUUUCCGACAUUAGCUAUCGCAUUAUUGGUGAUGAGCAAAUCGCAAGCAUUUUUUCCAUCGACAAGCGUUCCGGUCAGAUAACUGUGCGUUCGAAUGCGACAUUGGAUGUGACACACCUGAAGCGCGACUAUUUGGUAUUUACGGUGGAGGCGAAUGAUGGUGUCUUCACCACCAAUUGCGGUGUAAAUAUAACGGUGCGCGAUGUGAAUAAUCAUGCACCGCGUUUUCUGGCUGAAGAGUACUCGGCGGUGGUGGAGGAGAAUUCGGAGAUUGGCACAAGCGUAGAGAAGCUGCAAGCAGAGGAUUUGGAUUCGGGCAAAAAUGCGGAAAUUAGAUAUCGCAUUGAACAUGGCAGCUUUAAUGAUUUUCGCAUUGAUGAACACACUGGUGAUGUUUUUGUUUCACGCAAAUUGGACUAUGAUCGUCGUAAUACCUAUCAAAUCGAAGUACUGGCAACCGAUAUGGGCACACCUAGUCUUUCGGGAACUACAACACUCACGGUUAACAUAAACAAUAGCAACGAUAAAGAUCCAUACUUCACACCGGCAACGCAACAUGCAGAGGUCCCCGAAGACGCUCCGGUUGGCACAUUAGUUCACACACUGGUCGCACUCGAUCCCGACGUACCCACAUACAGUGCACUCGAAUUUGCCGGCACCGAUAUUAUCGCCAUCGACAAAGAGGGCAAAGAAGUGCCAAAUAGUGAACAGUUUAAGGAAUAUUUUACAAUAAAUCGUAAGGGGCAGGUGAUCGUGAACAAGCAACUGGAUCGUGAACUAUUUGCUGUCAUACGCAUCAAUGUGCUUGUAACGGAUAGCACUGCGCCUACUGUGCAACAAGGACGUGGACUGCUUAACAUACAGAUCACUGAUGUCAAUAAGAUGCCACCGAAAUUCAAUCCGCCUUGGACGCCCGAUAAUCCUGUAAUCAAGCUACAAAUGGCCGAAGAGCAACCAAUUGGCUCUGUGUUGACUACCCUGCAGGCAUACGAUGAUGACUCGACCAUCGGUGAAUACAAUAUCUCACCGAAUGCCUAUUUUACCAUCAACAAAACCACCGGCGUAAUUACCUCAAUCGCGCGUAUCGACUAUGAAAUAGUGAAGGAGGUGAAAUUCAUCGCCUCGGUGAGUGAUACCGGCGUGCCGUCGCUCACAUCUUCCGCUGAGGUGACUGUGGAUAUUAUCAACUUGAAUGACAAUGAACCGCACUUCAGCCAAUCGGAGUAUUAUUUCAAUGUGACUGAGAAUUCACCACGCGGCACCGUCGCUGGCAAGGUGGAGGCAUUCGACGCCGAUGUUGGUUCUUUUGGUGAACUCACCUAUUCGCUGAUUGGGGAGAAUAAUAAAUACUUCAGUAUCGAUGCGUAUACUGGCAGCAUAAUGGUGGCCGAUGCGACAAUACUCGAUCGCGAGAAGAUCAGCGAGAUCACAUUGACGGCUGUGGCCCAGGAUAAGGCGCCAGCGACAGUGCAGAAAUCAGCGACGGCAGCGAUCCACAUAAACGUUCUGGAUGUCAAUGAUAAUGCGCCAAUUUUCACGCAAGACCAAUACACCACAACCUUGGCGGAGAAUGCUGCUUUUAAUCCGCCCGCCGCAUUGCAGCAGGUGAAGGCGCUCGAUGCAGAUGAGGGCCUAUUUGGCGAUGUACGUUACUUUAUUACUGCCGGCAAUGAUCAGGGGCUUUUCCGCUUGGACGCACAAACCGGCAUUGUGUAUCCAGCACAAAGCUUGCAUGGCAAGAAAGGACAAUAUGCGUUGGAAGUUGUGGCGCGUGACACGCAAGGUUCGGGUACCAUGGAGAGCCGCACGCGUGUGCUGAUCACUGUGAUGGGUGUGAAUCAACAUCGGCCGGUGUUCGUGAUACCAGCGCUGUCGAAUGCCACCAUAGAGAUACCUGGUGAUAUCGUACAACGUGAUUAUUUACUGCUCACCGUCAAGGCCACAGACAAUGAUACCGAUGAAAAUGGCUACAUCACCUAUCACCUGCAAGUAAACAAUGAAAAUGUGCAGGAGACUGAGGAGUUCCGGAUCGAUGCCGUUACAGGCGAAUUGCGUACCAAGCGCGAAUUAAACCGCAAGGAGCGUGCGAACUACGACAUAAUUUUAGUGGCGCGGGAUGCUGGCAACCCGACACCCUUCGAAACGUUGCGCUUCCUGAGUAUUAGCAUUGUUGAUGCAAAUGAAAAUCGUCCUGAGUUCCCGGAUGCUUCGAAUCCUUAUAAAAUAUCCAUUAGAGAGAAUAGUGGGCGCGAGGUGAAGAUUGGUCGCAUACAAGCAACGGCGCGCAGUAAACACAACAGAGAUGUCUAUUACUACUUAUUGCUGGGCAAUGAGGAUAGCGCGUUUAUUGUGGACAAAGCCACAGGCGAUAUUUACACCAACAAGAGUUUGGAUAGGGAAGAUAUCGAUUUCUACACGCUUUACAUCCUCGCAAGCAUCAAAUCGGAUCUGCACAUUUCUGAAGAAGAACGCGCUUCAUUUUCAAUAAAAAGUUUGGAGCGCGACAACACAGUAGCCAAGGUGUGGAUAACAGUGCUCGAUGAGAACGACAAUGCACCAGUCUUCGAAAAAGAGGUUUACUAUGCCGGUGUGAAUGCCAAGGCAGCCAUUAACAGCAUAAUAACGGUUGUAAAUGCCACCGACGCCGAUGCGGGCAAGAACGCCAAGACCGAAUAUAUGAUUGUGGCCUCAAAUUUGUAUAAGUACGGGGCUACAAAGGCCACCGGUUCUAUAGUGCCAAGUCCGUUUGCCAUUUCAACCGAUGGCCGCAUCACCACUGCUGCCUUCAUGGCCGAAUACAAUCAAGAUCGUUUUGAGCUGGAAGUAAUUGCUAAGGAAUUAGAACAACCACAGCAAUCAACGCGCACAAAAGUCUAUGUUUGGGUAUUCGAUUCAACGCAGCUGGUGCGCGUCAUACUGUCGCGCCCACCGGAGGAAGUGCAUCAGGAGCAGGAGGAGAUAAUCGCUGAAUUGCGUAAUGCGACACAGCAUCGCAUCAUAGUCGAUGAGAUACGUUAUCAUGUGGAUGCAAUGGGACGUAUACGUAUGGAUUGGUGUGAUUUAUUCUUCCAUGCGGUCGAGCCGCAUACGCAACAAAUUGCUGCUGUCGAUGAGAUUCUCAAAGUUAUCGAUGCAAACUAUGAUUACUUGCGGGACUAUUAUGCCGGUUUCGCUAUUGAGAAUGUCGUGCCUGCCUACAUUACCAUCGUUCAGGAUGAAUUUGAUUUAGCUGUGGCAGGUUUGGUGGCGCUCAUUAUCGUACUCUUUGUGGGCGUUAUUAGCUUUAUUGUGCUGUGUUGUUGUCUCAAGCAUUGGAAUCUCUCCGUGCCUGUCGAAAAUCGCCGCAAGGAGGCUUUAAUCAAGAAACAAAUCAUAGAAGAUCUGAAUACAACCGAGAAUCCUUUGUGGAUAGAGCAAAAACUCAAGCUCUAUGAGGAGCAAGAGCUAACCAUGCAAGUCUUCUCUGAGCCCGAUCACAUUUCGAAUUCGGAUUCACCGGCUCAAUUAGAACAUCAUGUGCCACAUCAUAGUGUUGUUGACAACACCUAUGCCACCAUACAGCCACGCAAUGGCAAUCACGGCGUGGGUAGUUCCGUUCUGCAUAAUGGCGAGAAUGUGAGCGGCGGUGGUAAUAUGAACAAUACUAAUGCGCUGGGACGUGUUCAUGAUGCACAUAUAAAUGAAUUUGCCGAUUAUGCGACGUUGCGCAACAAUCGAGCACCAUCGAUGUACGAAUUUACUGGCUCCACAUUCCAAGCGCCCAUACGCGAAGGCGACGAUGCUGUGGCAGAGCUCAUUUAAAAUUCAGCCAAUGCCAUAUAGUGGACUGUGUAUAGAUCGUAAACGCUGGCAUUUAAUAUUAAUACAGUAAUUUCUAUUAAUUUUUAAUUUUAUUUUUUCUUGUAAAUUCAGUAUGCUCAGAAUUGCAGUGUAUAUUCGAGUUGCAUUAGUGCGACUUGGCACAGUUAAUUAAGCAGCUCAAUAUUGAAAAGAAAUUAAGCUAAGCUAACAGAAAAUCGGGUGAUGGUUUGGGUAAUGCCAAGUAUAAAGUAAAUUUUAUAAUAAUGAGUAAUCUGAAGUAUGUACAUGCAUUAUAAUAUUCGCUAGCCUAGAGCUAGAAGUUGCUAAGUCCAUUUUACAAAUUUUACAUGAGUGGAAAAAAACUUCUUAUUGCCAUUUUUCAAAAGUGUUUACAGCAAAGCAAAACUCCAUACAAAUAAGAAGUAAUGGUUUUAAUCUUAUCCAACUUUCUAUACCUUAUUUGGAAGCAAAAAGAAGUACCGUAAUGCUUCUGAAGACCAUGCGUUUUUAAUUUUUCUUCCUUUUUAUAUCAAAAUAUGAGUUUUUAUAAGAAGUGGACUCAGCAAACGUUUCACUCUAAGCUAGCAAAUGUGCAAGUAGAAAAUACAGUUCUGUGUAGUUUCGACAGAGUAAUUUAUUUGACUUUAUUUAAAAUCAAUAUAAAUUGUGACAUUUGAUAAAAUAUUUUAAAUAAACUUUUGUUUAAAGGAUUGCUAGAGCUACGAACGAUGGCAAAUGUUUUGAUACUUAGAAUGUUGCCUUAAAAUGCAGCAAUUUAAUGGCUUUAUCGUAAAAAGUGUCAAGUCGAUUAAAAUUAUUUUGUCAAACGUGCACAGAAUUGUAUUUAGUAUGUAGUUUAAGCAAACAUAAGAAAUACUCAAGGCAGCUUUUUAAUGAACAAAGGCUCAGAGCCAUGUGAAGGCACUCGAAUAUGUGUAUGUAUGUUAAAGGAACAAAUCGUAAAAAAUAGACGAAAAAAUAAUGAUACAAAAAUAUAUAAAAAUGAGACAAUAAGCGUAAAGUAGAUAUUGCAACGAAAAAAAAAAAAAAAAAUAAAA